Messenger RNA from Symbiodinium sp. CCMP2456, 756 nucleotides. The record is from the annotation of a GenBank genome assembly. Lineage: Eukaryota; Dinophyceae; Suessiales; Symbiodiniaceae.
AUGGCCACCUACUGCACCUACGAGUCCACCUUCAUUGCUGUGAAGGACGCGGCGCCCCCUCGCCGUGUCUCGCUCUCUGCACCACCAAGUGGCGACCGUCCACAGGUGGGGGAGACCCGAGCAGCCAGGAACUAUGUCAAGAACCUGGAGCACCGUGCCGAACAACUUCAUGCAGAACGACCGCCAACCCCGGAUGGUGCUCAGGAGAUCCAGGCAGAGGAGCCUGCCCCGGUUCUGGCCAUCAAGCAAGAGGAGCAGCCAAGCACAGUAAAGGCAGACGCUGCGACUCUUCCUUCCAAGGGAAGUUAUGGCCACCCGGAGCUUUGCAGGAAGCCAUGCCUGUUUCUACGCUAUGGGAAUUGCCCGAACGGCGUUCUCUGUGAAUAUUGCCACGUACCACACUCCAGCCGCGCAGUGAAGCUAGAUAAGCGUCAGCGAGACUCUUUGAAGGAACUGAGCGAAUCGGCACUACUCGGUUUGCUGCUACCGCACCUCAACGCCCGCGUUUCAACAUUGAACCUGCCCCAAGGCGCGGCAGACACGGUAGGCUUGAUGGAGCAGCAUUUGGCAUCCUUGCCACAUGAGGCUGAGGGCCAUAGCAUGGCGGCCUGGAAGCUAAAUCAGCUGAACCGGCUCCUGAAACAGAUGAGCUUCAUGCGCUUGAUUCGUCUGGCACCCUGCAGCGAUGAGGGUGAAAUCAAAGAGGCGCUAAUCCGCCUGCAAGCCGGCAAGGCCAGUACUCAGGGAGAGGAUUAA